GCCCGGCCCCGGGUGCGCAGGCGCCGCGGUCCGGGAGUUGUGGCCGCUCCGGGAAGUUGUGCUGGGAGUGCCGUGAGUGCCGAGCCGAGCCCGCCGCCGACCCCGCCAUGUCGGGCUCCUCCAACGUGGCGGCCAUGAAGAAGGUGGUGCAGCAGCUGCGCCUGGAGGCGAGUGUGACCCGCGUGAAGGUUUCUCAAGCUGCAGCUGACUUGAAGCAGUUCUGCCUGCAGAAUGCACAACAUGAUCCCCUCCUGACGGGAGUAUCAUCAAGUACAAAUCCAUUCAGACCCCAGAAAGUUUGUUCAUUUUUGUAAUUAUGUGAACUACUUCAGUAUCUUUCAGUGAUCUUUUAGCAUCUUUUCCUACCUGCUGAUGUGUGUAUGGACAGAGUGCCUCGAGGAGUGGCCUGGUUUGAAGUCUGUAAAAAAGCUUAGCUUUAAUGUGCCAAAUCUAACUCUAAAAGUGCUACUGUCGUCAAACUUCUUACCAUCUACCUCUCCAGAUGAACUGUACGCUAGUUAUGUAUUUCUGUUUCAUACGGGAAUCAGUUUUAUACAUCAAGCAAAAAAAUAAAAGUGUCUUGACUUAG
Vidua chalybeata is the source of this 589-nucleotide messenger RNA. It is a transcript of the gene GNG5, whose product is annotated as G protein subunit gamma 5. Gene Ontology annotation, biological process: G protein-coupled receptor signaling pathway. The record is from RefSeq and is a predicted model, not a curated record. NCBI's taxonomy places the organism in Eukaryota, Metazoa, Chordata, Aves, Passeriformes, Viduidae. The transcript is spliced from 3 exons. The coding region runs from base 108 to 314 and encodes 68 amino acids. Gene Ontology annotation, molecular function: G-protein beta-subunit binding. Gene Ontology annotation, cellular component: heterotrimeric G-protein complex.